GAAAUGAUAAUUAAAAAUAAAAUAUUCCAGCCAUUUGCCGCGUCCCCUUUGCCAAGUGCGCACUUCUCUCGCUCCGGAAUCCGAUCACUUCUUCCAUUCUUUUCUCUCCGCGCCAAUUGGAAAGAGAUGGCGUCGAAGUUGCGGCAGCUUCAGGCCAAGGCCGUGCAAGCCUCUCAAUUUGUGGCCAAGCAUGGAAAUUGUUACUAUAAGCAGUUGCUGCAGCAGAACAAGCAGUAUGUUGUGGAGCCACGCACUGUCGAGAAAUGUCAAGAGCUUUCUAAGCAGUUGUUUUACACACGGAUUGCAAGAGGUAGAUCGUCUAUCUACUGGCGAUCCUGUGUAAUCUGCAUCAAUAUAUGCUUCUGGGGUUACUCCGCAUUCUCUUCUGAAGAGAAUCCCUUUCCUUGGGUUCUCCUUAAGGUAAUGUCGUAUUAUGUCUACAGCUUGCAUAUGAGUUUAUUUUGGAUUUUGAAUGAAUUGGUUGACCAUACUUAUAACAAAUGCAAUUAGUGUGAGAAAGGUAGAUCAAUUUCCCUACAAGUCUUUGAUAAGGUCCCUUAUCAACAUCUAGAUCUUGUUUUGCUUCCUCCAAUUUGAGAUUUGGUUUAUAAGCUAGUUUACCAGUUUCUUUAACAAGAUCAUUGAUGUAUUUUUGCUGUGAAAUAAAAAUUCCUCUGUUGGAGCGGACCACUUCAAUACCAAGGAAAUGUUUUAAUCUAUCAAGUUUUUUUAUAUCAAAUUUCUUAGUAAGACAUUUUUUUAGAAUCACUUUCUUCUUUUCAUCAUUUUCAGUCAAGAUAAUAUCAUCUAUAUAAACUAAUAAUAUUGUGAUUUCCUUUAGAGUUUGAGUGCUUGAAGAAUAAUAUAUGGUCUCCUUGGCUCUGUUGAUAAUCAUUAAGAAGCAUAACAUUUGAGAAUCUUCCAAACCAAGCUCUAAGUGAUUGAUUUAGCCCAUAUAGAACCUUUUUUAACUAACAUACCUUAUCACUCUCAUAUUCUUCCUUGAAUCCUGGUGGAAUCUCCAUAAAUAUUUUGUCCUCCAAGUCCCCGUAUAGGAAUACAUUUUUGACAUUCACUAUUCUAGAUGCCAAUUAUAAUUAGCUGCUAGUGAGAGUAGGAUCCUAAUAGUUCAUCUCGGCCACAUAUGCAAAAAUUUUUGCUAGUCGAUGUCAUAUGUCUGAGUGAACCUUUUUGCUACUAGUCGUGCCUUAUACCUUUCCAAUGUACCACCAGCUUUGUAUUUCACAGAGAACACCCAUUUGCAUUUUACUGGUUUUUUCCCUACCGGUAGGUUGGUGAUCUCCCAGGUAUUAUUUUUCUCUAGGGCCUGCAUUUCACCUUUCAUGAUACUUUUCUAAUUUUUAUCAAAUAAGACAUUAGAAAUAUCAUUAGGAAUAUGAGUAUCAUUUAGUAUAACCAGGAAAUUUUUAUGCGAAGGUGAGAAGUUAUGAAAGGAUACAAAGUUGGUUAUGGGUUACAAGGGAUGUUUUUUUUUUUGAACUGGUGUUUACCUCAAGUUCAGGAGAUGGUUCAGAUUCUUAGAUCUGCUUUGGAGCAUAGUUUGGAUUUGUACGUCUGAAAUAUACUUUCUCAAACUUCCUUUUAUCAAUAAUAACUUUGUCCUCAGUUUCCCUGGCUUUG
Dendrobium catenatum is the source of this 1641-nucleotide messenger RNA. RefSeq lists its product as uncharacterized. NCBI's taxonomy places the organism in Eukaryota, Viridiplantae, Streptophyta, Magnoliopsida, Asparagales, Orchidaceae. The coding region runs from base 4 to 510 and encodes 168 amino acids. The record is from RefSeq and is a predicted model, not a curated record. Gene Ontology annotation, molecular function: proton transmembrane transporter activity. The transcript is spliced from 3 exons. Gene Ontology annotation, biological process: proton motive force-driven ATP synthesis.